Messenger RNA from Macadamia integrifolia, 3335 nucleotides. RefSeq names its product protein NETWORKED 4B-like. Gene Ontology annotation, molecular function: actin binding. Lineage: Eukaryota; Viridiplantae; Streptophyta; Magnoliopsida; Proteales; Proteaceae. Bases 167 to 2956 code for a protein of 929 amino acids. The record is from RefSeq and is a predicted model, not a curated record. The transcript has 5 exons.
UAUCUUGGGAAGAAGCCCGCUCUCUGUUCCCAGUGGAUACUCUGGGAAAGAGAGAGACGGAGAGAAAGAGAGAGAAAGAGAGAGAGACCUUGCGAGACGCGAGGACUUCGCUCUUCUCUUCCUCUGAAACUAGAGUCUAAGACGAAGAGAGAGGAUAUCAGAGAAGAUGGUGAUUUUAACGAAGAAGCCGUCUCAUUCCUGGUGGUUUGACAGCCACAACAUCCCCAGAAAUUCUCAAUGGCUUCAAUCCACUCUUUCAGAGUUAGAUGAGAAGACGGAGGCAAUGCUGAAAUUGAUCGAGGAAGACGCAGACUCCUUUGCCCAGCGAGCAGAGAUUUACUACCAGAAGCGCCCGGAGCUAAUAAAAAUGGUUGAAGGUUUCUACCGUGCCCACCGCUCCUUGGCUGAACGGUUUGAUCAGCUCAAGUCGGACAACGGAACCCGUUUAUGUACACAGUUGGGUUCCCCCCUUCGUAGCAUAAACCGGUUGCAGAGUUCCAUGAGCCCUGUGGAGGAAUCCUAUGACAGCUACUCGGAGAGCUUUGAGUCAGAGGAGUCUGAAGUUGAUGAUCCUGAGCCAGAGAAGAAAGGCCAAAUUGGAACUAGAGAAGUAGGAGUUGCAACAGAAGAUAAUGAUAGUGAAGAGAUGAAAGACUUGAGAGGAGAAUUGGAGAGACUUGAGGAAGAGAACAGGAUUCAGAAAGCCCAACUGAUGGAGAAAGAAGAAGAGAUGAAAGUAUUGAGAGGAGAGAUGGAGAGACUUGAGGAAGAGAACAGGAUUCAGAAAGCCCAACUGAUGGAGAAAGAUGAAGAGAUGAAAGUAUUGGGAGGAGAAAUGGCGAGACUUGAGGAAGAGAACAGGAUUCAGAAAGCCCAACUGAUGGGGAAAGAUGAAGAGACGAAAGUAUUGGGAGGAGAAAUGGAGAGACUUGAGGAAGAGAAAAGGAUUCAGAAAGCCCAACUAAUGGAGAAAGAUGAAGAGAUGAAAGUAUUGGGAGGAGAAAUGGAGAGACUUGAGGAAGAGAAAAGGAUUCAGAAAGCCCAACUGAUGGAGAAAGAUGAAGAGAUGAAAGUAUUGGGAGGAGAAAUGGAGAGACUUGAGGAAGAGAACAGGAUUCAGAAAGCCCAACUGAUGGAGAAAGAUGAAGAGAAGAGGGAAGUCAUAAGGCAGCUAAGCUUAGCUUUGGAGUUCUUGAAGGAGGAAAAUGUUGAAUUGAAGAAGCGUUUUGCCAAGGAAGAGGAAUCCAGGAAAAGGGCUCCCUUCGACCUUAACAAACUAAAGGAAGGCUUCAUGGGGAAGCUAUUUAGUGGGUCUUCACCAGUAUUUUGUCGGCAUCGUCGGUUGGAGCCCAAUAUCAAUACCACAUCAAUACAGAUCUGUUACAACCACCUUCUGAUUCCUAAUUUUAUUUGUUAUGGAUUUUCUGUAGAGAAGAUGGUGAUGUUAAUGAAGAAGCCGUCUCAUUCCUGGUGGUUUGACAGUCACAACAGCCCUAAACGUUCUCAAUGGCUUCAAUCCACUCUUUCAGAGCUAGAUGAGAAGACGGAGGCAGCGCUGAAAUUGAUCGAGGAAGACGCAGACUCCUUUGCUCAGCGAGCUGAAAUGUACUACAAGAAGCGGCCGGAGCUAAUAAACAUGGUAGAAGAUUUCUACCGUGCCCACCGUUCCUUGGCUGAGCGGUUUGAUCAGCUCAAGUUGGACAAUGGAACCCGCUUAUGUACACAGUUGGGUUCCCCCCUUCGUAGCAUAAACCGGUUGCAGAGAUCAAUGAGCCCUGUGGAGAAAUCCUAUGACAGCUACUCGGAGACCUUUGAGUCAGAAGAGUCUGAAGUUGGCGAUCCUGAGCCAGAGAAGGAAGGCCAAAUUGGAACCAGAGAAGCAGGAGAGAACAGGAUUCAGAAAGCCCAACUGAUGGAGAAAGAUGAAGAAAUGAACAUAUUGAGAGGAGAAUUGGAGAGACUUGAGGAAGAGAACAUGAUUCAGAAAGCUCAACUGAUGGAGAAAGAUGACAAGAUGAAAGUAUUGGGAGGAGAAUUGGAGAGACUUGAGGAAGAGAACAUGAUUCAGAAAGCUCAACUGAUGGAGAAAGAUGACAAGAUGAAAGUAUUGGGAGGAGAAAUGGAGAGACUGGAGGAAGAGAACAGGAUUCAGAAAGCCCAACUGAUGGAGAAAGAUGAAGAGAUGAAAGUAUUGGAAGGAGAAAUGGAGAGACUUGAGGAACAGAACAGGAUUCAGAAAGCCCAACUGAUGGAGAAAGAUGAAGAGAUAAAAGUAUGGGGAGGAGAAAUGGAGACACUUGAGGAAGAGAACCGGAUUCAGAAAGCCCAACUGAUGGAGAAAGAUGGAGAGAAGAGGGAAGUCAUAAGACAACUAAGCUUAGCUAUGGAGAUGUUGAAGGUGGAAAGUGUUGAUUUGAAGAAGCGUCUUGCCAAGGAAGAGGAAUCCAGGAAAAGGGCUCCCUUCGACCUUAACAAACUAAAUGAUGAGAUAAAACUAUUGAGAGGAGAAAUAGGGAGACUUGAGGAAGAGAACAGGUAUCAGAAAGCGAUUCAGAAAGCCCAACUGAUGGAGAAAGAUGAAGAGAUGAAAGUAUUGGGAGAAGAAAUAGAGAGACUUGAGGAAGAGAACAGGAUUCAGAAAGCCCAACUGAUGGAGAAAGAUGAAGAGAUGAAAGUAUUGAGAGUAGAAAUGGAGAGACUUGAGGAAGAGAGCAGGAUUCAGAAAGCCCAACUGAUGGAGAAAGAUGAAGAGAAGAGGGAAGUCAUAAGGCAGCUAAGCUUAGCUUUGGAGUUCUUGAAGGAGGAAAACGUUGAACUGAAGAAGCGUUUUGCCAAGGAAGAGGAAUCCAGGAAAAGGGCUCCUUUCGACCUUAACAAACUAAAGGAAGGCUUCAUGGGGAAGCUAUUUAGUGGGUCUUCACCGGUAUUUUGUCGCCCUCUCUUUGAGUCCGGAUAAGGUCUUCAUACGAGAUUGAGUAGAUUCCAAGUGUGAAUCAGACACUGAGAACUCGUACUAAGACCUGAUCCAAACUCUCUCAAGAAAGAUAUUAUGUAGUUAGGAAAAUAUAGUAUUUAAACCUAAACUAGUCUUGUAGACAUCUAAAUAGAGAUUUAGUCAGCAAAAUGUAAUAUUUAAACCUAUACUUAGUCUUAUAGCCCUCUCAAGAGAGAUUAUUAUGUAGUUAGCAAAAUUUAAUAUUUAAACCUAUACUAGUUGUAGGCCUUUUCUUUCUUUUUAUUUAUUUUUGGUAGAAAGCUGUAAAGCCCUCUCAAGAGAGAUUAUUAUGUAGUCAGCAAAAUGCAAUAUUUCAACCAUAGUUUAUGUGAGUGAGUAA